AUGGCUCUGACGAACGUGCUGCUGCUGAGCCAAAUAGCGGGCUACCUGGUGGGGUUCAUACUGUCACUAUGUAUGAUAGUGCCUAUGAGCUUACACCAAGAGGAAUUCAAUGGUCACUGUCUGCUGUUCUCCCAUGGUGAGUGGCAGGAGAAUGGUCAGCUGCUGGUAUCCUGGGCACCAAGAGCUUACUGCGACUAUGUCAUAGUAGUCGGAGUUCUCAUUUUCCUUGUAUGCUGCGUUCAGAUCUACAGGUUGUCUAUGUUCAUGUACAAGGGCAUAGACAGUUCAUUCCUGUCAGCAUUUCUAGAAGCAGUGGGUUGUAUUCUACUCUGUGGCCUGGCAGUAUCUGCUGCUGUGAUGGUUACACUUGGCUUUAUGACAUGGUGUCAGAAUAUUGUUGAGCGGUUCCCAAGUUGUGAAUAUGCAGCUGGUCAGAUCAUAGACAUCAAAGAUAACAUUACAACUAGUGGGUUUUAUAUAGAAAUUGGCUCAGCACAGUUCGGAUCAUGGGCCACAUUUGCGACUUGGGUGGGACUGGCAGUAUUCUCAACAAUCAAGGUGUGUCGGUAUCAUCAACUAGAGAAUAUCCAGGUAUCCAUGUACCGUGAGAGACAGCGACUCGUAAACGAAAGUGGCUCCCCAACAACACAAGAUGGUCGUUCCACACCACCCAUUGACAUAGCUCAAUAG
Spodoptera littoralis (African cotton leafworm) is the source of this 690-nucleotide messenger RNA. The record is from the annotation of a GenBank genome assembly. Lineage: Eukaryota; Metazoa; Arthropoda; Insecta; Lepidoptera; Noctuidae.